Messenger RNA from Laetiporus sulphureus 93-53, 1050 nucleotides. Its product is annotated as PQ-loop-domain-containing protein. The coding region runs from base 58 to 885 and encodes 275 amino acids. Gene Ontology annotation, cellular component: fungal-type vacuole membrane. The transcript has 9 exons. NCBI's taxonomy places the organism in Eukaryota, Fungi, Basidiomycota, Agaricomycetes, Polyporales, Laetiporaceae. The record is from RefSeq and is a predicted model, not a curated record. Gene Ontology annotation, biological process: basic amino acid transmembrane export from vacuole.
GUUUCAUUCUGCACUUUGAAGAUAUUACAGGUAGGAACGGAUCAUUUGCGCGCAAAAAUGGACAUCAAUGGGAACCAGACUCUGAGUAAUGUCCUGGGUUGGAUAUCCAUCGCCUGCUGGCUUGUGGUUUAUACUCCUCAGAUAAUCGAAAACUACCAACUCAAGUCUGGCGAAGGCUUGAGUGUAUUAUUUAUCAUCAUAUGGCUACUAGGAGAUCUCUGCAACCUUGUCGGAGCAGCAUUAGCUCAUCUGCUCCCAACUAUUAUCGUCCUCGCAGUAUAUUACUUAGUCUGCGAUACGAUCCUCCUGACGCAAAUCUACUACUACCGUUGGCUGAAACAAUGGACUUCAUCGCAGACCCCCCUCCUCGUGGCAGAUGAUACCGUCGCCUCGGAUCCGCUCGAAGGCGCCCCUCUGCUGGCUCGUGCGGAUGAUGAUGCAGAGGAACGGGCCAAGCCUCCUAUUGUCCACGAGUUCGUCAAAUACGCAGGCGCGUUGUUCUUCGUAUUCGCAGUGGGGGGAGCAGCAUGGGCUGUGGACAGCUACAUUCACAAGGGCCGGAGUCGGUCUAAGCCUGAAGAGCUUGUUGAGUGGAGAAGCCAGGUUCUAGGAUGGAUAAGUGCCGUAAUGUACCUUGGUGCACGGGUACCGCAGAUUGCAAAAAAUUUCAAGACGCGAUGUGAAGGGCUCUCUCCCUUCCUGUUUGUGUAUUCGAUCACAGGCAACACGACCUAUGUCUUGGCCAUCUUUGCAGCGUCAAUGGAUAUGAAGCAUCUCAUCGCGAAUGCCUCAUGGAUCGCCGGAAGUGCUUUGACUAUCUUUUUAGACACCUUUGUACUGUGCCAGUUUGUUUACUACACGAGAUUCCAUGCAGCGGAGUCGUAGAGCAUGGUCAAUCUAGAUAAGAACUAUGAGCGUAGUCUUAGCUUUCCAUAAAAGCGAUUCCGGAGCUUGAGCAGAUGGGGUAAGGGCCGAAACCCUUUGCAAUCAAGCGGAGAGGGAGUGCGUUCUGAUUGUGCAAAACUUGUGUCAUAGCCGGGACCGCGUUCG